UUGGUACACCGGAGCCGUGUGUGAAACUGAGCUGGACGAAUGUCAGUCCAGCCCCUGUGCAAAUGACGGAACUUGUAUCGAUCUUGUGAACGGUUAUAACUGCACCUGCGCGGAAGGAUACACCGGUAGUCAUUGUGAUGUGGAGGUUGAGGACAAGUGUGCGGCCCUGGACCCGUGUUUUCCCGAGGUUUCUUGCGUCAACCUGGACGAUGGAGGCUACUUGUGUGGGCGGUGUCCUGAGGGAUACUUUGGAAACGGAUACGAAUGCAAAGAUACGGAUGAAUGUGAGUCAGAUGAACAUGGCUGCCAGCAUGGCUGUAACAACCUUCCCGGAACAUACGAAUGUACCUGUCCGGACGGCUUCGUGCUGAUUGGUGAAGACUGUUUAGAUGUGGACGAGUGUGAGGCAGACAUCGACGAGUGUUCUCACGACUGCACCAACACGGACGGGUCCUACACGUGUGGAUGUCCGGAUGGGUACGAACUGGACAUAGACGAGAUGACCUGCAUCGACAUAGACGAGUGUAGCCAGGAUGACCCCGACUGUCAUGAGUGCACUAACACCCCCGGCAGUUAUGGGUGCUCCUGUAGGGACGAGUACGUGGUCGGGGACGAUGGGACAUCAUGUGAAGAUGUGGACGAGUGUGCUGAAGGGCUUGACGAGUGUUCUCACGAAUGCAUUAACACGGAAGGGUCCUACACAUGCGACUGUCCUGAGGGGUAUAAUCUUACCUCUGACGGAAUGAACUGUACAGACAUAGAUGAAUGCAGUCUUGACACCAUGGACUGUCACGAAUGCCAGAACACCCAGGGAAGUUUCGAGUGUUCCUGUAUGGACGGGUAUGAAGUCCAUGAGGACGGGACAUCAUGCCAAGACGUGGACGAAUGUGCUUCGGAUCUUGACGAGUGUGCUCACGACUGUACCAACACAGACGGGAACUAUACUUGCGACUGUCGUGCAGGGUUUGAACUUGACUCAGACGAAAGGGCCUGCAACGACGUGGACGAGUGUGCGGCAGACAUUGACGAGUGUUCUCAUGACUGCACCAACACUGACGGGUCCUACACCUGUGAAUGUCCGGAUGGGUACGAACUGAGCUCGGACGAAAGGAACUGUAACGAUGUUGACGAAUGUUCGUCUUCGAGUCUCAAUGACUGUUCUCACGAAUGUACCAAUACGGACGGGUCCUACACGUGCGGAUGUCCCGAUGGGUACACACUCAGCUCCGACGACAAGACCUGCAACGAUGUAGACGAGUGCGAUUUGGAGCUGGAUGAGUGUUCUCACGAUUGUACCAACACGGAUCUAUCUUACACCUGUGAAUGUCCCCAGGGAUACCAACUCGGGUCGGACGACAGGACAUGUGAAGACGUGGACGAGUGUUCCACUAAUGCCCACGAGUGUUCUGACGAUUGCACCAAUACGGACGGGUCCUACACGUGUGCAUGUUCUACAGGGUAUGAACUCAACUCGGACGAAAGGACAUGUGACGAUGUAGACGAGUGUUCCACUGACACCCACGAGUGUUCUGACGACUGUGCCAAUACGGACGGGUCCUACACCUGUUCAUGUCCUACAGGGUACGAAAUCGGCUCGGACGAAAGGACGUGUAACGAUGUAGACGAGUGUUUCACGAACGCUCACGAGUGUUCUGACGACUGCACCAACACGGAAGGAUCCUACACGUGUGGCUGUCCUACAGGGUAUGAACUCGCCACGGACGGACUAAACUGUAACGAUGUGGACGAGUGCGAUUCGGAUCAGGACGAGUGUUCUCACGACUGCACCAACACGGACGGGUCCUACACGUGCGGAUGCCCUACCGGGUACGAACUCAGCUCGGACGACAAGACCUGCAACGAUGUGGACGAGUGUUCCACGAAUGCACACGAGUGUUCUGACGACUGCACGAACACGGAAGGGUCCUACACGUGUGGAUGUCCUACAGGGUAUGAAAUCGCCACAGACGGACUGAACUGUAAUGAUGUGAACGAGUGUGAUUCGGGGCAGGACGAGUGUUCUCACGACUGCACCAACACGGACGGGUCCUACACGUGUGGAUGUCCUGAAGCUUUCGAACUUGACUCGGAUGGAUGGACCUGUAACGAUGUGGAUGAGUGUUCCUCGAAUGCUCACGAGUGUUCUGACGACUGUACCAACACAGAAGGAUCCUACACGUGUGGAUGUCCUACAGGGUAUGAACUCGAUUCGGACGAGAGGAACUGUAUUGACGUGGACGAGUGUGCUGAAGGGAUUGACGAGUGUUCUGAUGACUGUAUCAACACGGACGGGUCCUACACCUGCAGCUGUCCGACAGCAGGGUUCGAACUUGCCUCAAACGGAAAGACCUGCAACGACAUCGACGAGUGCGCCAGCUCCCCCUGUCAGAACGGAGGUGAAUGUCAGGACGCAGUUAACCAGUACACAUGCUCGUGUGCCAGUGGUUGGGAUGGGACUCACUGCGAUGAAGACAUAGACGAAUGCUCCCUUGACAGUAAUAACUGUCACGAGUGUCAGAACACUGAGGGUAGUUUUGAGUGCUCCUGUAGGGACGGGUACGUUGUGGACUCCGAUGGAACAUCAUGUCAAGACGUGAACGAGUGUGUGAUAGAUCAGGAUGGCUGUUCUCACGACUGUGCCAACACGGACGGGUCCUACACGUGCGAGUGUCCCACAGGGUACAAACUCAACUCGGACGAGAGGAACUGUGACGAACUGAUGAAAAAGGGAUGUGAGCUGUCCAUCGAACAGAUCGGAGGCGUGCCGCAGGUCUUCACAUCGGCUCUGUCUGACACACAGUCGUUUGAGUUCAGGAGUUUCUCCUCACUUGUGGAGUCUGCGCUGGACGAAAGUUUCAUGUCCAGUAGUAUCAGCCCGAUGUACCAUGGCUGCCAGGUGACGAGCUGCAGGGCGGGAAGUAUCAUCGUGAACUUCCAGGUGUUCCUGCUACAAGACUCCGCCUCCGUGGAGAACGUCACUAACGCGUUCCUGCAGGUGCUGAACGGCAGCACGUUCGGCUCGUCACAGAUCACCAUCGUGCCGUCGUCUUGGAGAGUCUAUGAAAUCGCCGAAGCGGACUCCAGCCGUCCCUGGCACACGGUAGAGCUGUACGUGGCCCUUGUGUCUGCGGCGUGCGCUGUUGUUCUAACCGCCGUGGUGGUAGCGAUCGUCUGGUGGUGCGGCAAGCACGGCAGGCACCGCGGGAAAACCAGAACCGUCGAGGUCGCCCCUCACACCGACCCACCACCGCCGCCGUACGACGACAGGAAGACAGCGUGGAACGGUGGCGAGUUGACUUAGUACAGAUUACUGAAGUCUAAACCUGUCGACAUAUUUCCUGUUUGAAAUGAAAACAAUUUCUCACUUUGGAAGCAACAAGUAAUGUCGGUGAUGAGCAUCUAUGCAGCAAUAUGGACUGAUAAAAUUUUAGAAAUAUAUUUCUUGGAAAGGUCUUCUCAGAGAAUUAAAGACUAUUACUAGGCUUGUGGCAUAUAAGACAAUUUGUACUUUUCGUUCGACGAAUAAACCCACAUUCAGGGUUGUAAGAGUGGCGUUAUACGCAUUUGCUUUUGGAACUAAAAGGCAAUUAUUCAGGGGUUUGUAGAUUUGUUGUGGUUGUCGCUGAUGUGCGGUGAUUUCAAUGU
Branchiostoma floridae (Florida lancelet) is the source of this 3645-nucleotide messenger RNA. RefSeq names its product fibrillin-1-like. NCBI's taxonomy places the organism in Eukaryota, Metazoa, Chordata, Leptocardii, Amphioxiformes, Branchiostomatidae. The record is from RefSeq and is a predicted model, not a curated record. Bases 500 to 3301 code for a protein of 933 amino acids. The transcript is spliced from 24 exons. Gene Ontology annotation, molecular function: calcium ion binding.